Rana temporaria (common frog) is the source of this 3120-nucleotide messenger RNA. Its product is annotated as tRNA wybutosine-synthesizing protein 4-like. NCBI's taxonomy places the organism in Eukaryota, Metazoa, Chordata, Amphibia, Anura, Ranidae. The transcript is spliced from 12 exons. Bases 1464 to 3038 code for a protein of 524 amino acids. Gene Ontology annotation, biological process: wybutosine biosynthetic process; tRNA methylation. The record is from RefSeq and is a predicted model, not a curated record. Gene Ontology annotation, molecular function: tRNA methyltransferase activity; protein binding.
AGACAAACUGUCAUAUAAAAUCUGCCCGCUAGAUGUCGCCAUUUCCUGUGUCUUGCUGUAGGAACGUUUCUUCCCCAGGAACCACAUAUGUCAGCAGAGUUCCCGGGAGGACGGAGAUUGGGGGUGAACGGGAUUGGCCACACAGACAUUAUACUCAGUUGGCGCAGUCAUCCUAUCUCUAGGAAUUGGGCACACUGGCAUUAUAUCCAGAGAGGAAACAGUGAUACUACCUACAGGGACUGGGCACAUUGGCUACCUACAGGGACUGGGCACAUUGGCAUUAUACCCAGGGAUUGGUGUGCAGCAGGCACAGUGAUACUACCUUCAAGGACCGGGUUAACUGGCAUUUUCCGCUGGGAUUUGAGUGCAGUGAGGACAGUGAUACUACCUCCAGGAACCAGACACACUACCAUAUUUACCAAGGAAUCAAAGUUCAGUGGGCACACUUUUUUUUUUUUUUACCUCCAGGAAUCUGAGUACAGUGAUACCUCCAGGUUCUAGGCACACUGCCAGUACCCCAGGAAUCGGAGUACAGCGGGCACAGUGAUACCUCAAUGAAUUGUAGUACAGCGGGCACAGUGAUACCUCCAGGAAUCGGAGUACAGCGGGCACAGUGAUACCUCCAGGAAUCGGAGUACAGCGGGCACAGUGAUACCUCCAGGAAUCGGAGUACAGCAGGCACAGUGAUACCUCCAGGAAUCGGAGUACAGCGGGCACAGUGAUACCUCAAUGAAUUGUAGUACAGCGGGCACAGUGAUACCUCCAGGAAUCGGAGUACAGCGGGCACAGUGAUACCUCCAGGAAUCGGAGUACAGCAGGCACAGUGAUACCUCCAGGAAUCGGAGUACAGCGGGCACAGUGAUACCUCCAGGAAUCGGAGUACAGCGGGCACAGUGAUACCUCCAGGAAUCGGAGUACAGCAGGCACAGUGAUACCUCCAGGAAUCGGAGUACAGCGGGUACAGUGAUACCUCCAGGAAUCGGAGUACAGCGGGCACAGUGAUACCUCCAGGAAUCGGAGUACAGCGGGCACAGUUAAACUUUCAGGAAUCGGAGUACAGCGAGCACAGUUAAACUUUCAGGAAUCGGAGUACAGCGGGCACAGUGAUACCUCCAGGAAUCGGAGUACAGCAAGCACAGUGAUACCUCCAGGAAUCGGAGUACAGCGGGCACAGUGAUACCUCCAGGAAUCGGAGUACAUCGGGCACAGUGAUACCUCCAGGAAUCGGAGUACAGCGGGCACAGUGAUACCUCCAGGAAUCGGAGUACAGCGGGCACAGUGAUAACUCCAGGGGCUGGGAACACUGCCAGUACCCCAGGAAUCGGGGCACAGCGAUACCUCCAGGGGCUGGGCACACUGCCAGCACCCCAGGAAUCGAAGUACAGUGGGCACAGUGAUACCACCAGGGACUGGGCACACUGCCAGUACCCCAGGAAUCGGAGUGUAAUAGGCACACUACCAGGAUGAAGAGUGAUGUGUGUGUCCAGAACACCAAUGAUUUCAGCACCGUCAGCAAAGUGUCGGCGGCAGCAAUGGGCUACUUCACCGACGAGUUCCAGAAAUAUUUUGUAAGUCGGACGAGCAGAAGAUCCCCGCUCAUCCACAGGGGGUACUGUGUCCGCUCGCAGGCCAUCAAUCACUGUAUCGGGGAGUUUCUCCAAGACACCCAGGAUUGUGCGCACAGACAGGUUCUGUCCUUGGGAUGUGGAUUUGACUCGCUUUAUUUCCGGGUGUGCGGGAAUCUGGAGGCGAAGGGAAGCACCUGUUUCUGGGAAGUGGAUUUUCCAGCGGUGGUGAAGCGGAAAUGUCGGGUGAUCGCAGGGACAGAGGAGCUGAAGAGGAUGCUUGGUGAUCAGGCCGACUACGAUGGCUCCGGAUGUUCCGUCCUUCUCUCAGAUGACUAUAAGCUCCUCGGUGUGGAUCUUGGUGAUAUUGCUGCCCUGGAUUCUGCGUUGGAUGGUGCUGGGUUGAGAUGGAAUUGUCCCACUCUUGUACUGGCAGAGGUAGUUCUGUGUUACAUGGAUCCCACCAGAUCGACAGACGUGAUUGGCUGGGCAGCAAGACGCUUUCCUCAUUCCCGCUUCAUCUUAUAUGAGCAGUUUUCACCAUGUGACCCGUUUGGUCAGGUGAUGAUGAAUCACUUUGUUUCGCUGAACUCUGCACUGCGGUCAGUGGCGGCGUAUCCGCGGCUGGAGGAUCAGGAGCGCCGCUUCCUGCAGGAGGGUUGGGAGAAAUGUCGUGUUUUGGACAUGAAUGAAUUCUCCGCGUUGUGCGUUCCGCACCUGGAAAAAACGCGAAUCGAAUCGCUGGAGCCAUUUGAUGAGUUUGAGGAGCUCCACCUCAAGUGUUCUCAUUACUUUAUCUUGGCGGCCUCUCGGGGAACUCUAGCAGACUGUACGGCCCUCCGACCGCUCUGUGAUACUCAUAUAGAAUUCUCAGUACUUCCAGCUCCGGAGUUCCGUGGCUCUCUCCCUGUGAAUCCUUUCACCACUUCUGUCCGCGGUCUGCGCCGGUUUGGUCACCGCUCCUGUUCAGUGUCUUCCCAGGUCAUCAUCUCUGCUGGUGGGUUUGGGGAAGGAGACGGCAAGCACCGAAGAUUAGACGACAUCCACCUCUUAUUACGGAAAGAUGAGGCCUGGGGGCGAGAGACGAACACGGACCAAUGGGAUGGACGUCUCAUGCACUCUCUUACCCCUCUCGCCGGUGGUCAUGUUUUAGUCUUGGGUGGUCGAUUCUCCCCUUCUAGACCAGCGAAUGGUGUCCAUAUUCUACAGUAUGAUGAGGCGACAAAUCGUGUGAAGAUGACACCGAGAGAUCUCCUUCCUGAACUGCAUCGCUGGAGACACACUGCCACUGAGGUGUCCCUCCACGGAGAGCGAUACGUCUUUGUGUUCGGAGGUCGCUCUGUGCCGUCUGCGGCCCUGCGGGAAGACGGCCUCUUUCUCCGAACAGAGGAGCUACGCUGGGUUCAGGUAGGUGUUGAAGCGCUGAGAACAAAUGCAAAUGGCGAGGCUCACUCCGCGGUGUUUGUUUACUAAAGGCACCCGCUUCGCAAGGAAAGCGUUCGCUUUGCAAGGACAUUUUUUCCUUUGCUUAGUAAAUAAGGUGAAACCGCAGGGC